AUUCACAAUUCCCCCAAAUCAAAUCAUGCUAUAUAUAAUCUCAUGUCCUUGACAUUAUUUGCCAUCCAGAAUACAUUUAUCUUAUACUCCCCAACACUUGUUCAAGCAUAUCCAAGUCAAUAACAACAUCACCACAUAACAUGGUGAAACAAGAACUCAAGAUCCAAGUUACUACUUCCUCAUCAUCACUCUCUCAUUCUUCAUCUUCUUCUUCUUCGACGUCGGGGCUACUUCAUCAAUCUUGUAAGAACAAGAUAAAGAAGUACAAAGGAGUGAGGAUGAGAAGUUGGGGAUCAUGGGUUACUGAAAUUAGGGCACCAAACCAAAAGACAAGAAUCUGGUUAGGUUCUUACUCCACCGCAGAAGCAGCUGCUAGGGCUUACGACGCUGCUCUCUUGUGUCUUAAGGGACCUAAAGCUAAUCUCAACUUCCCUAACAUCACCACUACUUCUCCUUUUCUUAUGAACAUCGAUGAAAAUACCCUUUUCUCCCCCAAAUCCAUCCAAAAGGUCGCCGCUCAAGCCGCUAACUCCUUCUCUACUGACCCUUUUACCCAUCCCUCCGAUGAGGAUGUUCAUGAUGACGGACUCCAUCGCCAUCCAUCUCCUUCUUCUUCAACUGCAUCUUCUCCACCAGAUGAUGAUCAUCAUAAUGAUGACGAUAGUGAUUUGGUAUCGUUGAUGGAAUCUUUCGUGGACUACAAGGAACACGUGUCUCUGAUGGAUCCAUCAUGGUAUGAAUUUGAACAUAAUGAGAUGUUAUUCACCAACGGAGCUCCGUUUGAUUAUUCUCCACAGUUAAAUAGCUCGAUGGAUGACUUCUACGACGAUGUUGAUAUUCGGCUAUGGAGUUUCAGUUGAUCCAACGGUCAAUAUUAUUAUACUACGAAACACUUUCAAUUCACAUUAUUUCAUUUAAUUUAUUCUUUUAAACUUAUCGAUUAUCAUUCGACGUUGUUGUUUCUUUAUGUAUGAACAUUUAAAAUACAAAUAUACACACACUAAUUUAAGAAGAUCCACAUGGACAAGAGGGCUUUUUUGACA
This is a messenger RNA of Arabidopsis lyrata subsp. lyrata, 1043 nucleotides long. RefSeq names its product ethylene-responsive transcription factor ERF013. The transcript has a single exon. Gene Ontology annotation, molecular function: DNA-binding transcription factor activity; DNA binding. The record is from RefSeq and is a predicted model, not a curated record. Bases 141 to 860 code for a protein of 239 amino acids. Gene Ontology annotation, biological process: regulation of DNA-templated transcription. NCBI's taxonomy places the organism in Eukaryota, Viridiplantae, Streptophyta, Magnoliopsida, Brassicales, Brassicaceae.